CGCGGCGCGCGCGCGUCGUGUUUGUUUACUCGAUUCCAACAUGGCGGCGGGAAGCGGGGAUGUGACGUCAGAGUCCCAGGGAUCGAGGACGCGCUAUUGUGCGGUCUAUGAUUGUACACAUAACCACAAGACGCACCCGCAGCUUGCUUACUUCGGGUUCCCGAGUGAUAAGGAAAGGAUUAAAGUAUGGGCGGAGAAGAUCCGGCGUCCCGACAUCAUCCAGAGCGACGGGCGCGUGUCGGGCUACUACCGCGUGUGCGAGGUGCACUUCAACCCGCGGCACGUGAACGCCCGGGGCAACCGGCAGCGGCGGCGCCUGCGCCAGCGCGCCGUGCCCGAGCUCAGGCUGCCGCAUCCCGGCCCUUACGUGCACGUCGCCGAUCUAGCCGUGCCCGGGCCCACACACUUGCAGGUAAAGGGCAAGACAUUGGUAAAAAGCACGCUAGAAGUUUGCGAGUACGUCGGUGAGGCGCCCAAACCGAAAACCAAGAAGAAGAAGACGGUCCCUCAACCGCCAAAGCUAGUCUCGCUGCCCGCACUCGAAGGGUUGUUCUCCGACUGCGACAGGCACCUCGCCCCGAACACGGCGGAGUUCGUCAAGCUCCGUAUCGUCUCCUGCAAACCUCGCUGGGACUCCCAUCCGUGCGCGCGCUACAUCGCCACUGCGCGCCGCAACUACCUGAUUUCAAUGCUGCUGUCGGUCUCCUAA
Molecule: messenger RNA, 709 nt
Organism: Cydia fagiglandana
Lineage: Eukaryota; Metazoa; Arthropoda; Insecta; Lepidoptera; Tortricidae
Exons: 4
Coding region: 41-709 (222 amino acids)
Molecular function (GO): sequence-specific DNA binding
Source: RefSeq, a predicted model, not a curated record